Aegilops tauschii subsp. strangulata is the source of this 1821-nucleotide messenger RNA. Lineage: Eukaryota; Viridiplantae; Streptophyta; Magnoliopsida; Poales; Poaceae. The record is from RefSeq and is a predicted model, not a curated record.
AUGGCGGCUCCGUUGCUGGCGGAGGGGAGGAGGGUGUGCAGGGAAGGGUGCCCCGGGUGCAGGCUGGACGAGAUCAACAAGGCCAACACCGGCGUCCCCUACCUCAACUUCUUCUUCAUCUGGGUCGUCUGCCUCUGCGCCGCGUUACCCAUCCAGUCGCUAUUUCCCUACCUUUACUUCAUGAUUCAGGACCUGAAAGUUGCAAAGCAGGAGCAAGACAUUGGGUUCUAUGCUGGUUUUUAUACUUAUUUCCUUGGAAGAACAAUCAGUGCUGUGCCAUGGGGCAUGUUUGCCGACAAAUAUGGGAGGAAACCCUGCAUUGUGAUCAGUAUCCUCUCAGUGAUUGUACUUAACACCCUCUUUGGACUUAGCACGACUUACUGGAUGGCAAUUGUUACUAGGGGGCUACUUGGGUUACUAUGUGGUAUAUUAGGACCAAUCAAGGCCUAUGCUUCAGAAGUCUGUACAAAGGAACACCAAGCGCUAGGAAUUUCUCUUGUCACAUCUUCGCGGGCAAUAGCUCUUAUUAUUGGACCAGCCAUUGGAGGAUUUCUCGCACAACCUGCAAAAAAGUACCCGAAUCUUUUCUCUGAGGAAUCCAUAUUUGGGAGGUUUCCAUACUUCCUCCCUUGCUUGGUAAUAUCGGUACUAGCUGCAGGAGCAUGUGUUGCAUGUAUUUGGCUUCCGGAAACUCUGCACGUGUACAAUGAUGAUAAAAUAGAAGCUAUCGACACAAUGGAGGUACAAGUUGAUGACUCGAUCUUAGAAGAUGGGAAAACUAAAGAAUAUGGGUCGAAAAGAAUGGCAUCUACAAAGAGCCUACUAAAGAACCGGCAGUUGAUGUCAGCAAUAAUCCUCUAUUGUGUCUUUUCUCUCCAUGAUACAGCUUAUUUCGAGAUAUUUUCACUGUGGGCUGUGAGCAGCCGAAAAUACCGGGGGCUGAGUUUAACAUCUCAGGACAUUGGUACUGUUCUAGCUAUCUCAGGGUUUGGUGUUUUGGUGUAUCAACUUGUGAUUUACCCAUUACUUGCCAAGUAUGUUGGGUUAAUCAAGCCAUUACGCUCUGCGGCAGUAUUAUCUGUACUUCUCCUUGCAACAUAUCCUUUAAUGUCCAACCUAUACGGCAUGGAGCUCCAAGUACUCAUCAACAUAGCUUCGCUUUUGAAGAAUAUGUUUGCAGCCACGAUUACUAUUGCCUGCAACAUUCUGCAGAACACAUCGGUGCCACAAGAACAAAGGGGUGUUGCAAAUGGUAUUUCAGUGACCCUGAUGUCAAUCUUUAAAGCAGUAGCUCCAGCAGCAGCAGGAAUUUUGUUUUCGUGGUCUCAGGAAAACAUAACUGGGUUGUUCUUACCAGGUGAUCUGAUCAUGUUCUUGAUGCUAAACAUGGUGUCAGUAAUUGGGCUCUUGCUGACAUUCAAGCCAUUUUGCUCUAUGCCUAGUGCGACCAAAUAAUGAACCCACGGUUAUGUACAUGUAGCUAGUGAAGUUAAAUUAGAGACUCUACCAUGGAUUUAAUCCCUGAAUAAAUAAAUACACUGUGUGACUUCAUGUAAUGUGUGAUGAAUAUUUUUCAUACUUUUAGGUUGUGUGAUCAGAUAUGGCAUGAUAUCUUUUUCUUUCAGUAAUUUGGUUUAUGUAACUUGCUUCUGGCAAUACCAUCAAGCUUGUUUUCUAGAUUAUUGUACGGAUCAGAAGGUUCUCCCCCCCAAAUAAAAGAUGCACAGAUAUUCUUGGACUUGAUCAACACAUCCACCAUGGAAGCUUAUUCCCGGUUUUUACGAGUACGUUCUUUUUCUAGCCGAUGGAAGCUUAUUCUUU